AUGGCUGCUACUACUACUGCUCUGAAAUCAACCACCGGGGCUUGCUUCCAUCAGCUUAAGAAAUCGGAUGCCCAUUUCUUACCUUCGCGCAGGCCAGGCUCCGUUUCAGUCAGGAUACUCCGUCGUCAGUCGCCAAUGGCAACUCUCACCGCGGCGCCCACUGUUGGCCUAGCUCAAACUUUCUCCAAUCUCAAAAGCCAAGGCAAAGUGGCAUUCAUCCCAUACAUAACUGCUGGUGACCCUGACCUUUCAACCACAGCGGAGGCUUUAAAGGUGCUGGAUAAGUGUGGUUCUGACAUAAUUGAGCUUGGUGUUCCAUACUCUGAUCCUCUUGCUGAUGGCCCAGUUAUUCAGGCAGCAGCUACGCGCUCCUUAGCAAGAGGAACUAACUUCGACUCGAUCCUGUCCAUGUUGAAGAAGGUUGUUCCAGAAAUAUCUGCCCCAAUUGCUUUGUUCACGUAUUACAACCCUAUCCUGAAGCGCGGGAUUGGACAAUUUAUGUCUACUGUGAAGGACGCUGGGAUACAUGGACUUGUUGUUCCGGAUGUUCCUCUAGAAGAGACUGAACUUCUGAGGAAGGAAGCUCUCAAGAAUAAUAUUGAACUGGUACUUCUUACAACACCCACUACUCCAACAGAGCGAAUGAAAGCCAUAGUGGAAGCUUCUGAGGGAUUUAUUUAUCUUGUUAGCUCAAUUGGAGUUACGGGUGCACGAGCUUCUGUAAGCACCAAAGUACAGACCCUUUUGCAAGAUAUAAAAGAGGCAACGACUAAGCCGGUAGCUGUAGGUUUUGGCAUAUCAAGCCCUGAACAUGUCCAACUGGUGGCGGGAUGGGGUGCUGAUGGCGUCAUUGUAGGCAGUGCAAUGGUGAAGUUGUUGGGUGAAGCCAAGUCUCCGGAAGAAGGAUUGCUGGAAUUAGAAAAGUUCACCAAAUCCUUAAAAGCUGCACUUCCAUAG
This is a messenger RNA of Linum trigynum, 957 nucleotides long. Lineage: Eukaryota; Viridiplantae; Streptophyta; Magnoliopsida; Malpighiales; Linaceae. The record is from the annotation of a GenBank genome assembly.